AUGUAUCAUGUUGCUCACGACAAGCGAAAUUGGAGAGUGGUACCUGAUGCUGUCUACAAGGAGGAUGAAGUUAUUGGAGACGUGGGAAAGCUGUAUGAUAGUACAAUUGAUGAAGCAAUCGAUUUUCUGUCUGGUUAUCCCUACUUAAAAACGUUAGACAUCACCGAUUUUUACAUCGACACGUUGGAAGAGGUGUACGAUUUGGCUGUUGCUGUACCUAGACUGUCGAACCUACUUGCUAGUAACAUAAUUCUACCGCAGGAUAAAAUUGACCUCUUUGUUGAUAUGUUACCGAUAACGGUUGUCUCCAUUUGUGGGAAGGUGCCCACAAACAUGUCAUCAUUAGUACAAUUCGUGGUACCAAUAGCGAAAUAUCUCCUCUUGUCGACAUGAUACGUAUGUAUCAUUGCAGGUUCGCACAGCAGAACCAAUUAAUUAUUAAUAAAAUAAUUUACGUGUCCAUA
Sphaeroforma arctica JP610 is the source of this 464-nucleotide messenger RNA. RefSeq lists its product as hypothetical. The transcript has a single exon. Bases 1 to 393 code for a protein of 130 amino acids. The record is from RefSeq and is a predicted model, not a curated record. NCBI's taxonomy places the organism in Eukaryota, Ichthyosporea, Ichthyophonida.